Suncus etruscus (white-toothed pygmy shrew) is the source of this 874-nucleotide messenger RNA. RefSeq names its product adenine phosphoribosyltransferase (gene APRT). Gene Ontology annotation, cellular component: cytoplasm. Lineage: Eukaryota; Metazoa; Chordata; Mammalia; Eulipotyphla; Soricidae. The record is from RefSeq and is a predicted model, not a curated record. The coding region runs from base 144 to 683 and encodes 179 amino acids. Gene Ontology annotation, biological process: adenine salvage; AMP salvage. Gene Ontology annotation, molecular function: adenine binding; AMP binding; adenine phosphoribosyltransferase activity. The transcript is spliced from 5 exons.
CUCUGGCAGCCACGCCCCGUACGCGACAGGCUCCACCCAUCGCUCCAAACCACGCCCCGUGUUUGCUGGGCCACGCCCCGCGGCCCUCCCGCGCAGGCGCAGAGCCGCAGCCCCGCCCGGCCGCGGACACGCGGGGACCCACCAUGGCGGACCAGGAGCUGCAGCUAGUGGCGCGGCGCAUCCGCAGCUUCCCCGACUUCCCCAUGCCGGGCGUGAUGUUCAGGGACAUCUCGCCCCUCCUGAAGGACCCCGCCUCGUUCCGGGCCGCCAUCAUCCUGCUGGCGCGGCACCUGAGGAAGACCCACGACAAAAUAGACUACAUCGCGGGCCUGGACUCCCGGGGCUUUCUGUUUGGCCCUUCACUGGCCCAGGAGUUAGGCUUGGGCUGUGUGCUUAUCCGGAAACGGGGGAAGCUACCAGGCCCCACUGUGUCGGUCUCAUACUCAUUGGAGUAUGGGAAGGCUGAGCUGGAAGUCCAAAAGGACAGCCUGGAACCAGGGCAGAAAGUGGUGGUUGUGGACGACCUGCUGGCAACUGGUGGAACCAUGCGGGCCGCCUGUGAGUUGCUGGGCCUGCUGCGGGCCGAGGUGUUGGAGUGUGUGAGCCUGGUGGAGCUGACCUCGCUGAAGGGCAGGGAGAAACUGGGGGCAGUGCCCUUCUUCUCACUUCUACAGUUCGACUGAAGCAUUCCCGCCCAACACCACCAGUAGCUUGGGCCAUGGCUCACCCAAGGAUGCAGAUGCCUCUCCCAGCCACCAGGGGCGCUGGCUGCCUGCCUGGAACUUUCCUGUGGCCUGGGGCCAGAGGAUUGAGCAAGCCCUGCCUGGGGCUCAGGAAGUGCAGAGUGGGUGCCAAACCCUUGGGCUGCGCAGGU